Rana temporaria (common frog) is the source of this 2120-nucleotide messenger RNA. RefSeq names its product phospholipid scramblase 2-like. Lineage: Eukaryota; Metazoa; Chordata; Amphibia; Anura; Ranidae. The record is from RefSeq and is a predicted model, not a curated record. Gene Ontology annotation, biological process: plasma membrane phospholipid scrambling. The coding region runs from base 236 to 988 and encodes 250 amino acids. The transcript has 7 exons. Gene Ontology annotation, molecular function: phospholipid scramblase activity. Gene Ontology annotation, cellular component: plasma membrane.
GGUUCUGUUUCUGUCUCAGGAAGAUUUUAGAAGAGAGCCAAGGGGGUUUUACCAACGUUUUCUCCGUCAUUUCAUCACAUUUACUGGAUUAGAAGGCAGAGGGAGAAUUUCUUGGGUUUGUAGACAAAAAGGUAAAAAGCGACAGUUGGGGGAAUAACAACCAUCAUGAUCAGGGAGGGGUGUUUGCUGCCAAAGUCUCCAGAAGCCGUGCUGAUUGAACUUCCUGCCCACCCACAUGCAGGAGGAAUGGACACAGUGGAGGAAUCAGUACAAAACAGUUACAAUGCAGAAAGAAGCCUACCAGGAUCCUCCUCCUAAUUAUGAAGCCAUCACAACCACCGCCCCUCCCGAGAGCUACCCGAUCUCAUCACACACCGGAGAAAGUGCGCUGGUUAAAGGGGUCCCUCCAGGACUUCAAAGACUGCUACAGAUGAACCAGAUCUCCUUGCAAGAGAAAUUCACGGUGUCACAAGACUGGGGGCGGAGCUUUGAUGUUCUGGAUCAGAUGGGUCAGCGGAUGUAUCAGGUCACCCAGUAUGUGCAGUGCUGUGGGCCCCUCUACGAUCUGAAGGUUCGAGACAACGCGGGUCAGGAGGUCAUGGCGUUGCUGGAGAGCCGUGCGUGCCGCUGUUCUCAUCUGGUGGAGGUGAUUGUCCCAUCAUAUGGGCUCGUUGGAUUGGUCACUUUGAACUGGAACACCUUUGUCACCCAUUUGUCCAUCAUGAACCCCUCAAAGGAGGUUAUUCUUCUUAUUCUGGGCCCCAGCUUCCAGACCAGCAUCUUCGGGAAUGUAACCUUUGAGGUGAAAUCUCGGGAUGAGCAGCAUGUGGUGGGGAUGAUAAAAGGUGAGGGGAACAAGUACAUCGUCACAUUUCCGAUGGACAUGGAGGUGACGAUGAAAGCCAUGAUAAUGGCCUCCUGCUUCUUUCUGGAUUCCAUUAUUAAUGAAAAAAGGAGAUACGUGGCAACCCGUCCGAGCAGCGACUAAGCAGAUGUUGACGUCUCAAGAUGUGAACUGGUCUUCCCAUGUCAUGACUACAGAUGCAAAUACUAAGUGGUCAGAAAAUAAGAAACUCUGUUCAGUAUCUUGUUGGAAAAAUCUUUGUCCCUAUCCCUGAAGUUACUCUAUGAUGGUCCUGUAGCCCACUGGGGUUAAAGCUGGUCUAGGUUCAUGCACCCCAGGUUUAAUUUAGAUAAUAUUUGGGCUCUUUUUGAUUCUGCAAUACUGAGGAUUCCUGAUCGCAAAAACCUCAUUCCUAGUAGAGAAACCUGCCUAUCAGAGCCAGAUUUGGAGGAAUUCACAUCACAAGCAUACAUUUUUUUCCUAAUAGAGAUACACGCCUACCAGUAACAGUUUUGAAGAAAUCCUCAUCAUCACAAGUGGAUAUCCCAUUCCUAAUGGUGAUGCUAGCCUGUCAGAGCCCGUUUCAAAAGAAUCCACAUCACAAGCAGAGAUCUCAUUCCCAAUAGAGAUAUUAGCCCACAAGAGCCAGUUUGGAUUGAAUAUUGUCAGGAGCUUGUUGUGCUCCUGCUCCAUCAUAGCUGCUGGUUCCAGCAUCCUGGUUUUAGCUAUGAUGCAUUCUUGUCUGUCCACCUGCAAGGUGAUUAAUGUGGCCAGUCUCUGGGUGGAGACCAAACCUGAUGUAAGCCAGCCAAGCCUGCAGUCCUAUGCACAUACUCCAAGCUCUCUGUUUGUCUGACCUGCUCUGCUAGUUUGGAUUCCUUCAUUGAUGACCUCAGAUUGGAUAUUGACUACUCUCUGAACUCUGCCUGCCUUUUGACUACAGAUUUGUACCUGACUAUUCUGAACUUUGCCAGCCUUGUACCUGGACUUACAUGUAACCACUCUGCCUGUCUGCCAACCACAAGUACCUGUCUCUGGGUGGAGACCAAACCUGGUUUAAGCCAGCCAAGCCUGCAGUCCUAUGCACAUAUUCCAAGCUCUCUGUUUGUCUGACCUGCUCUGUUAGUUUGGAUUCCCUCGUUUGACGACCUCAGAUUGGAUAUCGACUACUCUCUGAACUCUGCCUGCCUUUUGACUAUGUAUUUGACCCUGACUAUUCUAAAUCUUGCCUGACUUGUACCUUGACUGUCAUUAAACCACUCUGCCUGUCUGCCAA